This is a messenger RNA of Trichoplusia ni (cabbage looper), 2128 nucleotides long. RefSeq names its product regucalcin-like. Gene Ontology annotation, biological process: L-ascorbic acid biosynthetic process. NCBI's taxonomy places the organism in Eukaryota, Metazoa, Arthropoda, Insecta, Lepidoptera, Noctuidae. Gene Ontology annotation, molecular function: calcium ion binding; gluconolactonase activity. The coding region runs from base 417 to 1328 and encodes 303 amino acids. The record is from RefSeq and is a predicted model, not a curated record. The transcript has 5 exons.
CACAAAAAUGCUUGUCUCACGCGUUGAUCGAACCCGCGACGUACCUACUCCUUAAUUUACGUAUUUGUAAAUUAAGGAUUUAGGUAAUCACACCCUUAUAAACUGAACUUAUUGUCUAAUUUCAAUACCUACAUAAGUUCAUUAUAUAGAUGCACUAAACAAACAAAAACAAUUCUAAUAUAAUUGGACGCGGAUACAGACAUUACUUUUCACCGAGUUUGACAGAUAAGAUAACACACCAGUCCUGGUGGGCUACGGGUAUAUAAUCAGAACAUGUUUACUAAUAUAAUACUCCACAGUUGUUCUCGUGACAUUAACUAAACUGACCGUGAUACAGUGUGAGUUACUAUUUCAACUAUUUGUUUUUCUUCACAUUGACUAAUGUUUUCGAAGAUAGUACUUUUUAUAGUCUGAAGAUGGCCCCCGUCAUAACUCAACUGCCGAUCGAGGCUCUGACCCUGGGCGAGGCUCCGCACUGGCACAGCGAGGACAACGCGCUGUACCUGGUCAGCAUCAGCGACCGCACCAUCCAUAAGUACGAGCCGGACACUGGCAAACAUGUCAAGGCGACGCUAGAGCUGGAGCCCCAUUUCAUUCUACCUGUUGAGGGAAAGAAAAGCCACUUCCUGAUCACUCAAGGCCGUAAAGUGGUGGAGAUCGAGUGGUCCGGGGACGAGAGCCCUCCCAAGAUUCUGAGAACUGUCACAGAAGUGGACCAUGAACACCCGACAAACGUGCUCAACGAUGGGAAAGCGGAUCCCCGCGGGAGGUUGGUUACUGGAAGUUAUGGUGAAAAUCCUUCCCCAGACAGUCCAAAGAUAGGCGCUCUAUACCGCAUUGAUCCUGACGGCACCACCACCAAGCUGGCUAGCGACGUGCAAUGCUCCAACGGCCUGUGCUGGGACCUCAAGGAGGAGGCCUUCUAUUUCAUUGACACUUUCCUCAAUAAUAUAAAAAGAUUCGACUAUGACGUGGAGACUGGGGACAUAUCGAACCCUACAGUUGUGUUUUCACUAAAAGAGCUUGGAUUGAGUGGUCUCCCGGACGGUAUGACCAUUGACACCGACGGAAACCUGUGGGUCGCUAUCAUGAUGUCAUCAAAGAUUUUGAAAAUAGAUCCCAAAAUGAACACACUACUGGAAACGUUCACGCUGCCGGUACCGCAGGUCACAUCAGCGACCUUCGGAGGUCCAAACCUGGACAUCCUGUACGUGACUACUGCUUGUUUAGAUUAUGGAGGCAAGCCGGAUCCCCCUUCUGGAGCAACAUUUGCCGUCACAGGACUCUCGGCCAGGGGCCAUCCUAAUCUGAAAUUCAGGAUGAGUUAGAUACUAGCACAGAACAUAUAUACCCCUAGAGGGAAGAAUAACGACUCCAUACAAAUUUUAGAUGAAAAUUUUUCCUUACCGGCCAGCGCCAUCUAAGUUUAGCCCGCGAGAACUAGAGAGUAAAAGCUAGGGCGGGAAUUUCAAACUACAAUGUAUUUCAAUUCUUUGUUAUGGAUUUUAUAUGCACAAGUACACUGCGUUUCUCGAUAGUUUCCUACAAAAUGGAAAACUUUUGCUCAGCAAUAGUUGACAUUUAAACAGAAUCACUAUCGAGAAACACAGUGUACUUGUGCAUAAUUCUAAAACUUAUCUUAAUAGAGCUGUCCAAUGAAACAAAAAUUUUUAUUUAGCAUGAUAACAAUUAUAAUUACUCAGUAAUUCAUUUAGGAAACAUACAUUAGCAAUGCAUAGUGAUGGUGGGAUCUUUAGAAGAUGAAGAUCCACCACAUGCAACAGAUUCUAGUGUUUUCUUUCUCCGAACUCAACGCGAUAUAAAACACAAAUUCAAACAAGAGUCACUGUCUUAACACCGAGUCCAUAUCUCACAAACACAUAAUUAAUUUCCCCAAAACACAACCACGGUGGAGCAGCCUCGACUCAACGUAAUCAAAGUAGAUAGAAUUAAAUGUAACUAGUUUAUUUAUCAUAAAUAAACACACCAACAAGAUAAAAUGCUGCGCAAACGCCGGCAGACAUUUUGUUUUCUUGUUCAGAGUUCAGACAUAAUUGUUGCCACACACUAUCCCAGUUUUUUUGGUUUUCAUUAUUUAAUAAUCAAUAAAAUAUGUCAUAUUUUUUAA